Molecule: messenger RNA, 249 nt
Organism: Haemonchus placei
Lineage: Eukaryota; Metazoa; Nematoda; Chromadorea; Rhabditida; Trichostrongylidae
Source: the annotation of a GenBank genome assembly
AUGGGAUGUCUUCAGAACGAACGCUUCUCGAGGAUACGUCACAGACAUGGUCGUCGUGAUGAUGAUGAUGAUGAUGAUGAUGAUGAUGAUGAAAAUGAGGAAUCAAAGGAAACCUCCGGAAGAGGCCUUUUCAUGGCUAGUAACGCCACACCUGAAGUGCAGUCAGUUUCGUUUUUCAAGACUCGACGAAAAAAACGAGACUUUCAUCUCCGCAAUGCCGUCUAUUCUCAGAAAUGUACUGAACUAUGA